This is a messenger RNA of Rhododendron vialii, 1636 nucleotides long. RefSeq names its product double-stranded RNA-binding protein 2-like. Bases 213 to 1322 code for a protein of 369 amino acids. Gene Ontology annotation, molecular function: double-stranded RNA binding. The transcript has 3 exons. NCBI's taxonomy places the organism in Eukaryota, Viridiplantae, Streptophyta, Magnoliopsida, Ericales, Ericaceae. The record is from RefSeq and is a predicted model, not a curated record.
CUCUCUCUCUCUGCUUUGUUCUUUUCUAAGCUGCAACCUCUUUCUCUUUCUCUUUCUCCCCUUUUGGGUGCAAAAAGACGAAUCAAGGUACGAGCCAAAACCCCAAAGUACUCCAUUCCGAUCUGGGCUGGUACCUGGCCGUUUCCGUGGCGUUGAAAUUAGGUUUUGCAAAGCCCACUUAGAGAGAGAGAGAGAGAGAGAGAGAGAGAGAGAUGUAUAAGAACCAGCUGCAAGAGCUGGCGCAGCGGAGCUGCUUCAACCUGCCGUCGUACACGUGCAUAAGGGAAGGUCCGGAUCACGCGCCGAGGUUCAAGGCGACCGUGAAUUUCAACGGCGAGGUCUUCGAGAGCCCUAGCUUCUGCACCACGCUGAGGCAGGCGGAGCACUCGGCGGCCGAGGUGGCCCUCACUUCGCUCUCCAGUCAGGGGCCCUCGCAUUCUCUCGCCGCGAGGAUACUGGAUGAGACAGGGGUCUACAAGAAUCUCCUGCAGGAGGUUUCGCAAAGGGUUGGGGCAGCUUUGCCGAUAUACACAACUUUCCGAUCGGGCCAUGGACACCUAACUGCCUUCAGUUGCACUGUAGAGUUGGCUGGGGUCAGAUUUACUGGCGAACCAGCCAAGAAUAAGAAACAAGCUGAAAAGAAUGCAGCUAUGGCAGCUUGGUCUUCUCUAAAACUAUUAGUGCAACAAUCUGAGGGUUCAUCAUCAGAUAAGGCAAAUAUUGACGAGCAGGAGCAUGUCACUGUGGCUCGUGCUCUGCAGAAUUUUCUCUGGAAGGCAAAGAUGUUGAACGUAUCACUCCCAAUUAAAUUUCCAGUACAGAACCCAAAGCCAUUAAGCACCACCCAACCCCCUCCUACCAGAACAUCGAAAAUCCUUCCCUUUAUAUUUCCCAAUACCGCCCCUCGUACCACCCGUGUAACUGCAACAGUUAAUGAGAAACCUAUAUUCCCUGCAGCCAGAGCAGCACCCUACAUUCCCGUCCGGCAUUUUAGGGCCCAUCAAGGAAUUGCGCCACCUGUGACUAUAAGGAAUGCGAUACCUGUGUUUUCUGCACCGCCGCUUCCUCCGCCUAGCCGGGCCCCACAGCUGCUGCAGGUUCCACCACCAGUACGUGUGGCCCCACCUGUCUGUAUAAAGCAGGCGGUGCCCGCUUUUUCUCCUCCAGUUUGUGUGGAGGAGCAACCUAUUUCCAUGGCAGCUUCCCAUACCCCAGCCACCACCAGCUCAUCCAUUAAGUUAGAGAAGAGGGAUAGUGCUGUUCAGGAUACGCAGCAGCUGGAAGCUGUAGUGGUAGAGCACAUGGAAGAGAUGAAGAUUUGAUGCAAGGCACUGAGGUUUUGAAUGGCGAGAAACUUUAUUGAGGUUUUGUUCUGGGUAAUGGAUCUUGCACUCCCUGUCCACACUCCUUUUUUGAUCUUUAUUCACAUGGAUCUACAAUAUUGUCCUUUUAUUUGUUCUCAUAUUCGCAUGUAAAAGGACAAGGUUGCAUAGUUUACUUGAAUGAAGACAAAAAGAAGAGAGUGCAUAUAGUAAAAGAGUUGGUGCGAAAAUUAAUUCCGCUCUUUUCUAAUAUGAUCAUAUUAUGGAUAUAUGUAAAUUUUUUGCAAGUAAGAGCUGUAGAUCUCUUCACUUUA